AUGAGUGCACCUGCAGGCCCAACAAUCAAAACAUUCUGGAAACAAGGUUUGUUCCUAUCGGCAGUUGCCGUAAUAGCCGCAUAUUCCGUUAAACAGAACGUCACUAUUCGUCGGAAAGCUCAAUAUGUGAAGGAGGCUUCAUCGUAUGAUUCGUUGAUGCAAGAGAGAGUUCGAGAGAGGUCUGGUGAUACCAUUUCCACAGUGAAACCUGGGUUUCCAUUACAGAAGGAGGGAGAGAGUGACUAUCAAAGAAAAAGCGAGUAUGAGGGUGCUGGUUUGAGUUACAGGUCUAGAAGAACUGGUGAUAAAUUUACUUGGUCUCAUUUUUUCACAGAUUAUUCAAAGGAUGAUAAAAAGAAAAAUGAGUGA
This is a messenger RNA of Pichia kudriavzevii, 369 nucleotides long. RefSeq lists its product as uncharacterized. The record is from RefSeq and is a predicted model, not a curated record. The transcript has a single exon. NCBI's taxonomy places the organism in Eukaryota, Fungi, Ascomycota, Pichiomycetes, Pichiales, Pichiaceae. The coding region runs from base 1 to 369 and encodes 122 amino acids.